AUGGUACUGUUUCGACUUGAUGGACAAGUGGCUAUAGUCACUGGCGCCACACUGGGUAUAGGACUUGCUUAUGCUGAAGGACUAGCAUCAGCUGGAAUCAGACAAUUGAUCUUAACAUAUCGGGCCCAAGCGACACUUGAAGCUGCAGUAGAGAAGAUAAAACAAUUCAAUCCCGAUGUCGUUAUUAGCUCAAUCUACGUUGACUUUCUCAAGAUGCCAGAAGACGAAAUUACUGACUUGGUCUACAAUGAAUCAUACCGCUUAUCUACCACGGGCGCAAUUGAUAUUUUGAUCAACAAUGCCGGGAUUAACGAACGACACGCCGUAGAGCAUUUCCCUCAGGACAAAUUCGACAAUGUAAUCAAAGUCGACCUCAACAUCCCCAUGAAACUAACGCGUCGUAUCGGUACGAGGAUGCUUGAGUUGGGCACGCGUGGCAAGAUUAUAAACACAUCAUCAGUGCUAAGUUUCCAAAGUGGCGUUUAUACUGCCGCGUACACAGUGGCUAAAGGCGGACUCAAGAAUUUCACACAAGCGGUGGCUAAUGAAUGGAGUGCUCGUGGUGUGCGUGUCAAUUGCUUGGCUCCGGGCUACGUGGCUACUAAUUUGACUGAUUCGAUGUCUAAGGAGAAUCGCGAGUUGGUUAGUCUGAGGAUUCCUAUGGGGCGGUGGGGCAAUUGUGAAGAGUUUAGAGGGCCCAUUGUGUUUUUGUGCAGUGAGGCGUCGAGCUAUAUGACGGGACUGACUAUGGUUGUUGAUGGUGGGUGGUUGGGACGGUGA
This is a messenger RNA of Lodderomyces margitis, 780 nucleotides long. Its product is annotated as SDR family NAD(P)-dependent oxidoreductase. The transcript has a single exon. NCBI's taxonomy places the organism in Eukaryota, Fungi, Ascomycota, Pichiomycetes, Serinales, Debaryomycetaceae. Gene Ontology annotation, molecular function: oxidoreductase activity, acting on the CH-OH group of donors, NAD or NADP as acceptor. Bases 1 to 780 code for a protein of 259 amino acids. The record is from RefSeq and is a predicted model, not a curated record.